Diaporthe amygdali is the source of this 1254-nucleotide messenger RNA. RefSeq names its product monooxygenase. The record is from RefSeq and is a predicted model, not a curated record. Gene Ontology annotation, biological process: 3-(3-hydroxy)phenylpropionate catabolic process. Gene Ontology annotation, molecular function: 3-(3-hydroxyphenyl)propionate hydroxylase activity; FAD binding. NCBI's taxonomy places the organism in Eukaryota, Fungi, Ascomycota, Sordariomycetes, Diaporthales, Diaporthaceae. The transcript has 5 exons. The coding region runs from base 1 to 1254 and encodes 417 amino acids.
AUGCCAAUCAACGAGAUUGUCAUUGUAGGUGCCGGUCCAGCAGGCCUGACAUUGGCGCUCUUACUCGCGAAACAGGGAAUACAUGUCGUGGUCUUGGAAGCAAAUGACAGUCUUGAUGAUCAGCCUCGGGCAACCCACUACUCACCACCUGCCUUGCAUGAGUUACAGCGCGCUGGGGUUCUCGAAGAUGUGAGAAAGCAUCCCAACGCAUUCAUCCCUAAUGGUCUCACAUGGCGAAGACUGGAUGGAUCACCUCUGGCCACCCUGAAUAUGCCGAGCAUCCCAGCCGAGUACCAGCAAGUUUGUCUCCCUUUGAAUCAGCUUACGCCUAUCAUCCUGCAACACCUGAUGGAACAGCCAACCGCAGAGGUGCGGUGGAAGCACAGAGUGAUGGGCGGUCGGUUGGGACAAGAUCACAAUAGCGCUUGGGUUACGGUGCAGUCUGCCUCAGGCGAGGAGAAGAUAAAAGCAGAUUACGUGGUUGGCUGCGACGGUGGAAACAGUGUCAUACGCAAGUCUUUGUUUGAGAAACGAUCUGACUUUGCCGGGCACACAUGGGACGCGCAGAUCAUCGCGUCCACAGUGUACUACGAAGACUACUAUAAACACGCCCCAGACUGGACCGAUAGCAAUUUCCUCUGCGAUGUGGAGAAUUGGGCUAUGGUGGCCAAGAUCCAAGCUGAUGGCCUGUUGAAAAUCACUUACGGCGAAGUCCCAGGCCUGACAGAUGAUGAGUACCUUGAGCGUCUCUCGUCGAAAUAUCAAACCAUUCUUCCGGGUCAUCCAACUCCGGAAAAAUUCAAUCUUGUCCAAGUAAGCCCAUACAAGGUCCACCAGCGCUGCGCACCUCGUCUUCGAAUUGGUAGAUUCUUGCUCGCGGCCGACGCCGCUCAUCUUUGCAAUCCGUUUGGCGGCCUGGGUCUCACUGGAGGUCUGGUUGAUGUCGGCAAUCUGUUCGACUGCUUGAAUGGUAUCCAUAAAGGACUCGCGGACGAAGCCAUCCUCGAUCGGUACGACGAGGUUCGGAGGCAAAAGUGGCGCGACAUCAUAAAUCCUGUCUCGAGCGGCAAUAUUACGACAAUCUGGACGGACCCUGCUCAGCUGCAGGAUAGUUCGCUCAUCCGUAACUUCAAAGAAGCAGAGGGCAACUCUGCCAAGCUUGUUGAAUUACUCAAGGGAGGGACCGCAAUCAUGCAUGAUUUCACCAAAGAAUAUCACAGUGCAGGAGGUAUUGGUGUCGAGGGCAUAACCUAG